Molecule: messenger RNA, 1705 nt
Organism: Camarhynchus parvulus
Lineage: Eukaryota; Metazoa; Chordata; Aves; Passeriformes; Thraupidae
Product: translocon-associated protein subunit beta
Exons: 6
Coding region: 102-653 (183 amino acids)
Cellular component (GO): membrane; endoplasmic reticulum
Source: RefSeq, a predicted model, not a curated record
CGGUGGCGCUGACUGGUCUUUGCGGCGUUGGCGGCGGCAGAGACGGUGAGGGGCAGGAGACUCGGGGCGGUUGGAAGCCGUGUCCUCGGCCCCCGGGACGGAUGAAGCUCCCUCUUCUUGCCGUGUUUGCUCUGGUGUCUGUGGCUCACUGCGAGGAUGGUGCCAGGCUCCUGGCCUCCAAAUCCCUGUUAAACAGAUAUGCAGUGGAGGGCAAGGACUUGACUUUGCAGUACAACAUCUACAACGUUGGCUCCAGUGCUGCCCUAGACGUGGAGCUGUCGGAUGAUUCCUUCCCCCCAGAAGAUUUUGGCAUCGUCUCUGGCAUGCUCAAUGUCAAGUGGGACAGGAUUGCUCCAGCCAGCAAUGUGUCCCACACCGUGGUUCUGCGGCCUCUCAAGGCUGGGUACUUCAACUUCACCUCUGCCACCAUCACGUACCUGGCACAGGAGGGUGCCCAGGUGGUGGUUGGCUUCACCAGUGCUCCUGGGCAGGGAGGAAUCCUGGCUCAGCGUGAUUUCGACAGGAGGUUCUCCCCUCACUUUCUGGACUGGGCGGCAUUUGGUGUGAUGACCCUGCCUUCCAUUGGGAUCCCCCUGCUGCUCUGGUACUCGAGCAAGAGGAAGUAUGACACCCCCAAGAGCAAAAAGAACUGAGCAGAGUCCAGUGCUAGCAGUAGCAGCACAGAGCUCGGGAAAGGACACCCCCGAACCCCCAAGAACAGCGGCUGGGUCGGGAUCCAUCCCCCGCCAGGUGCUGCCUGCGUGGUGCUUCAGCCCUCUGGGCAAAGGAUUCGGUGGCUGCAGCAGCAGCUGUGAAGUUUCCUCUGUGUUCGAAUGGAGAAACAAGCAAACAGAAAAAAGAACAACCAGAAGUCCAAACUGCCUUGUCCAGCCCCUCUCUCUCCUGUGCAGCUGCAGCAAUCUGAGCAGUGCAGUGUGUUAGUGCCCAGAGGGGCCUGGCUGUGGGGCUCUGCCCCCUGUGCUGCCUCCAGCUCCCAUUUGCCUGCUGCCGUUUUCUGAAACACCUUUCCUCUCCUGUGAAAAUUUAAAACGUUUAAUAAAGGACAAUAGGAAAUAAGGACCAUAGAGCAAAGGUUUUUAUGGUUGGGUGCAUCUUGACAAUAAGCCAAGAGCACACUGCCACCUUCUGGGAUACCCCUUAAAUACAUUUUCCCUUACAUCAGCAUAUUCAUAGACCCUUAUGCAUAUCCAUAAACUAGUUUACAUAUUCCAGGAACUAAUUUACAUGGCCUCUCCUUGGGUCUGUCUUUUUAGAGCAUGCUUGUUUCUUGGCUGUGGUUUUGGCUCCUUCUCUUUAUCACUUCCAGUUUUGGCCAUGGCCCAUAUUUUCUUCAGACAGUGAGUGCUGAUAGUUGGCAUAUCUGUCAGGUGUCCUCAUCCCAUGUUCAUUGGAUAUCCCAUCCAAGCAGGCAUUUUAACUCGGGCAUCCUUAUAUCAGCUAUUUCACUACUAUGUCUAAGCUUAAUUAACAGAAAUAAAAACUACAUCUUUAUAACAAAGUUACUUUAACAUUACACAUAUAGAAUCCAUUUGAAUAUUUGCAAAAAGCCAAUAUUAUAAUAUGUAUCUAUAACAGUAUCAUAUCUCAGGGUCCCCUCCAGGUGCUGCCUGCCCUGUGGGACAGAGAUGGCUCUGGUGACACCACAGACCAGAUUUGACAGAGGAUGUCACAGCUGCUGCUUUGC